GAGGAGAGAUCUGGAGCUUUGAUAGGAAAACCAAGUAAGAGGGGAGAAGCUGUGUCCAGAGAUGUGUGCCGCCCUCUGCCGACUGUGGAGAACGUUGCUGCGUCCCAUGAGAAGACAACUGGGCCAACCAUGUCGAACAAGGAGAUUUUCAAAGCAGAGACAGUCUUGACUAACUCUGCAGAGGGAGGAGCAGAAAAAAACACCACCCAGACAGAGACAACACUUCAACCCUCACUGGAUCACGUGAGCCUCUCUCCAACCAAAGUCUCUCCUUCAGUCGCUGCUCAAUCUGAAAAUACCCCCAACCACCGAGCUGCUGGGACCGCCUCCAUGGGAACAGCUGUUGAUAAACACAGGGGCAUUUCCCGACCGCAGUGUCACGAUACCUCUGGACUUGCUGAGGUUAGCUCUGGUUACCUUGUGAAUAGAGCGCAUGUGUCAGAAGACAGAAUGAGCCCGACACGCUCCGCCGACCUGUUCCCCACCCCGUCUUCCUCCAGAGAGUCCAUCCUCUCAGAGGGCUCGGACGGAGAGAAGAGCUGGUCGGCUGUGCAGCUUUCCAACGUGACCUCUCCUGUUUCUUUCAGCCGAAUCGCUUCUCCCUGCUCAUCUGUCUGCUCUGGAUUCUUCUCCCCCGCUGUUGUCCAGAUCAAGAGGCACUUUCUCGCUCCUGGCUCUAGUCUGAUUCAGACACCUUGUUUCUCAUCCCGUGAGAGCUUGCCCUCCUCUGUCUGUGCCCAAUCCCCUCCUCCUCCUCCCCGGCACCGGCCUCCUCUCACCCGACUCUCCCUCCUCACAGCCAUCCUAAGAAAAGGCCGCCUUCCUGUCCUGUCCUCUGCACUUCCGAGGCCUUACUCCCCCUGCUGGCCUGUUAACCCUGUGACCUUGUCCUUCUGUAACGCAUGCUCAGCAGCCUCCAGCGUGGCCUCCAUUCCCCUUGACUUUUCCUCUCAGUACUCCUCAUCAACAUCUAUAGAUAGUCAGCGCCACGAACACAGGGAGCUGAAUAGAUGCGUCACAUCUCCUCCACCUGUGCAUUCAAAUGAGCUCAGCAGAACUUUCCCUCAAACCCAAGUGACAAGACGCUCGGAGAAAAUUUGCUCAAGCAGUGCGCCUCGAUGGGAGAAGGUCGUGUCACCCCCAGCAGUGAAGAACACACUACUCCAAGCUCCACCCCUAUUUUGUUCAAACUUUAAAUUUGUUUCUCCACCUAAGCAUGAAGACAUUGACGAUGUAACUUCCAAAAAGCUGCAACAACCACACAAGUGCCCUGAGCAAACGCCCAUCAACACUAACAUGUACCUCAAGGGCCCUGUAGAUAAUAAGCUUAAAAAACUCAUUUCCCCAUCCACUAAAGCUAUGCACGAGCAAAAGAACCCUGCGCCCCAGAAAUGGAGUCGCCCGCCAAAUUCACCUCUCUCAAGGCUUCACCUGCUUUCUCAACAACUCGAAUCUCCACCUGUCUGCCUCCCUCAGCUUCAGCCUUCUCAGUCGCGCUCACACAGUGCAACAGGUUUCUGCAACACAGCAUCGCCACGUGCACACAACACCACAGGUGGCUAUGAGUCAGGGGGGAGCUGCCCUGAUUCCAAGAGUGCCUCAGAUGGUUUUUAUAAAGCUCGCUGUCUGUCGCCUUCCCGCUACACACGCAUCAUUUUUCCUGGAUGGUCGUCACCCACCAGCUCCCCGCCGCCUGCGCCCUCUCCCGCUCCACCAAUCAGAGACUUCACCCCAUCGCCUUCUCUCUCCAUGCGCUCAACGCCCUCCCCAAGGCCGGGGAGUGGAAUAUCAGACAGCAGUGACAGGGAGGGUAAAAAAAGAAAGACACACAAAAUUAAAUUGGGCUACAAAUCGCUCGCUGCAAUUCCCACAAACACCCUCCUAUUGGACCAGCAGGCAAUAGAUGAGCAGGUGGAGAGAGAACAGAGUCCAUGUGACAGUUUGGACAGAGGGGAAACAUCUGACAGAGGCGUUGCAGACCCCCACGCUGAGAUGUGUUCACCCGCUGAGCUGCGGCAACAGUCAGAGGAGCUUUAUGCAGUUAUUGAUGAGAUACUGGCAAAUUCCAUUCCAGCUAGCAAGUCACAGCAGCCCUCCAGGUCAUUAACUCCCAACGUUGGUCUGCAGCAGAACAACUCAUCAUUUACAAAAUCCUUGGGACGUGAGACCAAAUAUGCAUCUGUAUGCAGCUUGCACCCGUCUACUGGGGUGGAAAGAAAGCUCAUGAAUCCUCCAAAGACGAAUCCUGGGGUUAUUCGCCCAAUGACGGCUAUUCCAAGGCUGACAGUCGAAGAUGGAGAAGAAUUUUAUUCCAACCCUUUCCGGCCGUUCGUGGUCAAGCAGACCUCGCCUGACAUCAAACAGGUGGACAACAGGAAUCUUGAAGAGGCACGAAAAGAGUUUUACACAAGUUCAAAGAGGCAAACGUUUGGAGAAGAGAGGAUGCCAGAGAGAAGAGGUCCACUUUCUGAAUUUGAUCUGCAGAUAACAGAGCCUGACGACCAGAUGCAUAUUUAUGACUCAUAUUUAAAGCAUUAACACUAAAGCAUUUACUCUUUAACCAACAUUAUUUAAUUUUAUUAAUGAACUACUAAAGUCUUGCCAGUCUCGUAAGCUGUUGCAAUUGGACCUGAAUUAUGGAGUUCAGGUAAGAGAAUGCUUUCUCAUAUGUACAGCUUCUUACAUUGGUUGCAGCGAUGAUAACUGAAAGAAAACCAACCUUUCUCUAAGUCACUUAGUUAAUGUUGCAACGGCAAAUUUCCAGUUUUCACUUUCAUUUUUGGAACAAUGGGUCCUGAGUUACAGACAGAGGUAGACACCGCUUUGCGUAGUUACUGAGAUGAGUUCAGCAAACAGCUGGUGCAAAACAUCCAACAGCAAAGAGAGAAAGUUCAACUGUGCUUUGACCAAAACAAUAAUAAUUAAAAAAAGUUACUGUUACUCAUUCACCUCUAAGGAAAAUACUAUUUUAAUAUUGUAAGUAUUUGAAGAACAGCUGUAAUAUUUAAUAAAGGACAUCCACAUUG
Pseudoliparis swirei is the source of this 3026-nucleotide messenger RNA. RefSeq names its product muscular LMNA-interacting protein (gene mlip). Bases 130 to 2538 code for a protein of 802 amino acids. NCBI's taxonomy places the organism in Eukaryota, Metazoa, Chordata, Actinopteri, Perciformes, Liparidae. Gene Ontology annotation, molecular function: transcription corepressor activity; lamin binding. Gene Ontology annotation, biological process: negative regulation of transcription by RNA polymerase II. Gene Ontology annotation, cellular component: PML body; nuclear envelope; sarcolemma. The transcript is spliced from 12 exons. The record is from RefSeq and is a predicted model, not a curated record.